Molecule: messenger RNA, 2485 nt
Organism: Styela clava
Lineage: Eukaryota; Metazoa; Chordata; Ascidiacea; Stolidobranchia; Styelidae
Source: RefSeq, a predicted model, not a curated record
UCGAUAUCUGCUACGUUGUGGUAUUUUUAUCCCAGCGUCGUUGUUUGCAAAAAUCAUUCCUAUUUGUCGCCUGACGGAGAUGGCCAAAAUCACGUUAGCCGUGGUAGUCUACAGUUUUGUUUUGGUGCUUGGGAUUUAUGCAGAUGAGUAUGCAUAUUCCGGACCCGACGAUCAUGCACAAGUCGUACACAAACCAAAAGGUUGCAUACAUCUGCCUGGGUAUAUGGAUUCGUCGGAUGCAGGAAAAGAAUGGGCGGAGAAUCGUCAGUACACAAUGAAAUGCGAAGACGGAAUAAGAUCAUUUGUAGCAACAUGUAGAAACCGAGCUUGGGUUUUUGAUCAAAACUAUUGUAAAGGACCUCUACCGUCAGGUGGACUAUUUUCAAAACUAUUUGGGCCAAAGCAAAUUGGAUACGAUAGACCUCCACCACGUCCACACCACCAACCCGAUGUUAAACCAGUUGAUCUUGGUUACCAUAACGGCGAUAAAAUAUCGACAGGGUCACCGGUACUCGAUGGUCUCGUAGACUCAUUGCAAAACCUGUUCAAGCCCUUCACAGCAACAAAAGAUUCUCAACAGAUUGAUGUGGAACACGACCUUUAUGGUGGAUUCAACAAUGCAUUUAACAAUAUGUUCAAUUUUGGCGGGGAUCAGAGAGAUGAUUACACGGCAUGUUCAUAUGACUCAAAUCAUAUCAAACCACAAGACAGUGGAAGGACAUACGGACAUGGGUAUAACUACAAAGCGGUUUGCAAACAACACUACGACCGAUAUUAUUAUGCAACGUGUAAGAAUGGGCAAUGGAUCUUCGACGAAGGCCCAUGCACAAACCAACACUACACCAAUAAUCUAUUCGACAACAUAUUCACUUUCGACGCUGACUUCAGUGGUUUAUUCAGCGGAUUUAAUGAUUUGUUUGGCAACCUAUUCAACAGUGGUCCAUCUACAGGCGGGGAUUACAAUAAGUGCGCCUACGACCCAAGGCACAUGAAGGGCGAUUACAGUAGUGGAACUUACAACCAUGGCUACCAGUACAGAGCAGUCUGUGAGGGGUACACCGAUAGAUACUUUUACAUCAUGUGCAAUGAUGGACAAUGGGUGUAUGAAGAAACGACUUGCUCAUCGCCUGGACCGCAUGGUUCAUCGUUUUUCGACAACAUGUCUUCUGCCUUGAGAGAUCUUUUUGGACCUUUCCUUGGUACAGGAGAGCAUCAUGGAGACUACAGUAGCUGUACUUAUAACCCUGUUCAUAUCAGGCCUGACGACGGUGGGAAAACGUUUCGUCACGGACAUCAAUACACCUCUACUUGCGAACAAUAUCCAGGACGACAUUACCAUGGCAUCUGUAAUGAUGGUCGAUGGGUCUUCGAUGAUACGCAUUGCUCAGAAGAUAAAUCUUAUAGCGAGGGUGGGUCGUUUAUGGAAGACUUUGCAUCAAGUUUGAAUAAUAUAUUCAAGCCAUUAACAGGAGGUUAUCAUAAUACACAACGAGGUAGCUACUCAAAUUGCCAAUACAAUCCUACUCAUUUUGCACCCGAGGAUCACGUGAAAACAUUUUAUCACGGAUUCAGCUACCGAGCAGUAUGCAAGGGAUACACUGACCGAUAUUACUAUGGAAAAUGUGAAAGUGGUCAAUGGACUUUCGAUGAAGCAGCAUGCUCAUCCCCACAGCCACAAACAGGGAACGGUCUGUCAGGUUUAUUUGACAAUUUUGCUUCAACCUUUGAUAACUUGUUCAGCCCCCUCACUGGCUCACAAGGUAAUAGAUGUGCUUACAGUCCUAUGCACCACGGAUCUGGAGAUAGCGGAAAAACAUUUUCUCAUGGAUAUAGUUUCAAUGCGAUGUGCAAAGGAUAUACAAACCGAUAUUACAAUGUACGAUGUAACGACGGGCAAUGGAUGUAUGAUGAAAGGCACUGUUCAACAUCAGUUGUCCAUCCUCUGUAAAAUGUGCUCAGAAAUCACUCAAAACAGCAGCAUGACAACAGCAUUACAUUUUUGUUGAAAUGUUGUAGACAGUACUUUGUAUAUGUAUGAUGGCCAUGGGUAAACUUUAUGUACAUUUACCAAUGUCAUCUUUUAUUCUUCGAUAAAUAAGAUGCCUCAGCAUUUCAUAAGGGUUUUAUUGUACUAAUAAUAUCGUUGUCAUUUAUCAUUUUAUGCUUGUUACUGGCUAUUAUUAAAUUCAAAUAUAAGUUAAAUAAUGAACCACAAAACUUAUGUGUACGUAUUUUUACAAUUGCUGCAAGACAGGGGCGUGGUUUUACAGCUUCUAAUUUUAUACUUUCAUAUUAUGGUAGUAAUUUCAUGUUCUGUACCAGGUUGCACGUCAUUUUUACAUCAAAUCAGCCCUCAAUUUGCCUCUGAUCUUAUGAAAAUUGCUUAAUUGUAGAAUUCUCCUUGUUUAUGAAAUUUAAAUGUCGUGUUAUCUACGUACAACCAAUUUUUAUUACUUUGGUAAAAGUGGAGAGAUCGCUUCCUUAU